AUGCCAUUUGACUUAGAAGAGGAUGAAAAAUGGCUAAUGACGGAAGAGAAGCUUCUUGAGCAACAAAACCAAAUGCCGUCCAUCCCUACAGAAUCUCGUAUUGAUGCUCAUUUAGCAUACAAAGCCAUCACUAGACAUGAGCCAAAAGGUUUACUGAAAAGCCAAUUAACGCCGGUUAUGUCGUUGCCACCAAAUUUCAGACCACUAUUUCCUUACACUCACUUCAACCGUUUCCAAUCCGAGUGUAUUGACGAAGUUUACAGAGCUGACGGAAAUUUGGUGGUAUCAGCUCCUACCGGAUCUGGUAAGACGGUGUUGUUAGAACUGGCAAUUCUGCGCACACUACAUCAGGAAGGCUGCCAUAAAGCUAUAUACAUUGCUCCCACAAAAGCGCUUAGCUCACAAAGAGCCAAUGACUGGAUAAGAAAGUUCUCUAAUCUAAACUUAACAUGUCAAGAGCUUACUGGUGAUACUGAAUACGUAUCCUUUGAAUACAUUAAAAAAUGUGAUAUCAUUGUGACCACACCAGAAAAAUGGGAUUCAAUGACAAGGAGGUGGACAGAGCAUAGGAAACUUAUGAGUCAAAUGACACUGUGCAUGAUUGACGAAGUUCAUCUUGUUGGACAAACUCGUGGUGCUACCCUAGAAGCCUGCAUCAGCCGAAUGAAAAUGGCAGUUUCGAACCAAAGAAUUAUAGCUUUAUCUGCUACUGUACCAAAUAUCCAAGAUGUAGCUCGUUGGUUGAAUGCAAAGCCUUUAUGUUUCGGUGAAGAGUAUAGACCUGUAAAGCUCUCUCGUCAUGUCUACGGUAUACAUGAUAGUGGUGGAAAUCCAUUCAUGUUUGAGAAAAAGCUGGAGUGGAAAUUGGUUGAUAUGAUCCAAAAGCACAGUGGCGGAAAGCCGGCACUUAUUUUCUGUUCAACAAGGAAAUCAACGCAGUCAUCCUGCGAUGUUAUCAUUAAAGUCAUGAAGCAAAGGAAUAUACCAUUUUUCGGAAAUGUUUUAAAGCCUGUUCCAAAGACAAAGGACAAAAAGUUGUUCGAAUACCUACCAUAUGGUAUCGCAUUUCAUCACGCUGGUCUAGAUGCUGGAGAUCGCCAAGUUGUUGAAAGGCUCUUUCUUGCCGGCCAUCUAAACAUUAUAGCUACCACGUCGACUUUAUCUGUGGGCGUCAAUUUACCAGCUCAUCUUGUCAUCAUUAAAUCCACAAGAGGUUACACCGAAGGAAAAUUUCAGGAGUAUUCUGAUCUCGAAAUCUUUCAAAUGAUUGGUCGUGCAGGACGUCCUGGAUUUGAUGACUCUGGUUGUGCUGUGAUCCUCACCACCACAUCGCAACAAAGAAAGUAUGAGACAAUGUUAUCCGGGCAAGGAGUACUGGAAAGCACCCUCCAUCAGAACAUGAUUGAACACUUAAAUGCUGAGAUAUGCUUAGGAACCAUUUGUGAUACUCCUUCCGGAAUCUUAUGGUUGCGAUCCACGUUUCUGUACGUUCGCGUUCAAAGGAAUUCCUUUUACUACAAGCUUGGAGAAGAUGCUGCCAAUGUUGUCAACGUCGAAAGAAUUCUCGAGAACAUCUGCCUCAAACAUCUGUCGGCAUUGGCAUCCUCAAAUAUAAUACAGAUGAAACCAAAUGAAGACCAAAUUAGCUCUACAAAAUAUGGCGAGGCUAUGGCUCGCUAUUACAUCAAGUAUGAUACAAUGAAGAUAAUCCUUUCAUCGCAACCACAAUUGCAGCUCGCAUCCAUGUUUGAGUUGUUGACAUCUGCAAGAGAGUUUGAUGAUAUAAGAUUUGCAACUGGCGAGAAAUCAGUUUUAAACUCUCUGAACAAGCACCCCAAUAUUAGAUAUCCUAUCAAAGGAAAAGUAAGCACAAUCUCAGACAAAAUUUACCUCUUGAUGCAAGCAAUUCUAGGCGGUAUUCCUCUUAAUGAUAGUAAACUUGCCGCGGUACACAGUCGGGAGACUUUCAGAAUCCAUCACCAAGCUUUACGAGUGCUUCGAUCACGGUGUAUCACUGCCAAAACCUGGAAUGAUUCAAGUCAUCUAUUACAGCAACUCGAAGGUAUCGGACCUCAGUAUGCAAAGAUAUUGGCGGACUCAGGUAUUAAGACCUUUGGAGAUUUGAAAUCUUGUGAUCCACGACGACUAGAAAUGUUACUACACCGGAAUCCACCAUUUGGUAGCCAGUUAUUGGAAGCAUCAAACAAGGUACCACAAUUCAAACUAUCAGCAAAGCCAUCGUUGCAAGGUGGCCAGUGCAAAACUAUAGAGGCAUACAUAGAAAUCGUACACCAAAGCUCCAAGAGACCUGCCUAUAGCAAUAACUCUUUUGCAGCCUUCUGGGCAACCACCAACCUGGGUGAACUGCUUGAUUACAGAAGAAUUCAAUUGCGGAAACUGGAAAAACUUGUGACGAUACCAAUCGACCUUCCUGAAGGCUGGCAUGCGACAACCAUCAAAUGCUGCGUGGAUAACGAGGAGUAUGACCUCAAUCAACAGAAGCAACCAGAUAAGCCAGGAACUUUGGGGCAAUCUACAACAAAUUAUCCAUUAGAUGAUGAGUUUGAUUUAGAUUCACCCUACUGGGAUAAUAUUCCUGAUGAGCUCUGGGAGAGUCUUAAUGUUGAAGCGAGUGUUUCCAACACACAGUCAAACAAAUCAAAUCCAAAGCGUUUAUCGCAAUUCCAUGAUGGUGCAAGGGAAACAUGUCAACACAAAUGUAAAGAUCGCCAACUCUGUGCUCAUGAGUGUUGCAAAAUUGGCAAACGACGCAAAGGAAAAUCCGCAAUCUCCAAGGCUGGAAAAAGUUCCAUAGACAUGAAUAACCCCCUGAGCACAGCAUCCGAUCGGCCACCAGGCACUUUCGAAAGCAAUCAGCUUCAUUUACCGCAGAGGUAUAACAAACCAUCACAAUCUAUCACCCAAAAGCUGAGCUGUGAGCUAUUAAAGGGUCUUCCAAAUCACGGUAGCAGUCAGAAUGAGAACGAAGCAGACCUGGUAAAAUCCAAAGAAUCGCCGACCCAGCAAGGUGUUGUAUCGACCUCUUUUUCAACACCGAAACAGGCACAAGAAAGGUGCGGUCCUUUCAGUGCUUGCGAUCUGACAUUGAUGCCUAGUUCUGUUCGCUGCCAAUCUACAAAUAGCUCGAAUGUCGUUGAGCAUAGUGCAUACUCUUUCGAAAAUCCCGACAUCAGCUUAAUGGAGUUUGAUGAUGGUUCAACUGUGCCAGAACAGACAGCUACGGUUCUUCAAACAAAGGUUUCCUCAACUGACUUAGAUGGUGCUCAUCAUGUUUUGAAACAAUCAAAUGAAAAGAUAGAAUCUAACGAAUUCAUGGCUUUCCAGAAGUGGCUAGAAGAGUGCGUUGACGUUAUUGCUGAUUGA
Molecule: messenger RNA, 3384 nt
Organism: Umbelopsis ramanniana AG
Lineage: Eukaryota; Fungi; Mucoromycota; Umbelopsidomycetes; Umbelopsidales; Umbelopsidaceae
Exons: 33
Coding region: 1-3384 (1127 amino acids)
Molecular function (GO): ATP binding; nucleic acid binding
Source: RefSeq, a predicted model, not a curated record